AUGCAGUCCAUCAUCGCCCUCGCCCUUGGCUUCCUCGCCUCCACCGCUCUCGCCCAGGGCACCCAAGGUCUCCCGCCCUGCGCCGCCGAGUGCGUCAACGAAAAGCAGAACGGCCAGCAAGGUUACGGCGGCUGCACAUCGCUGGACAUCAAGUGCAUUUGCACGCAGGGCAGCUUCAUCGCGGAUUUGGCGUGCUGUGUGAGCACCAAGUGCGACGCUGCGGGUCAGGAAGCAACAAUCCAAUUCGCCAACGCAAUCUGUGGCUCCGAAGACGCCGCCAGCGCCCUCCCCACCACCGCGACAUGCGCCUCCACCGCCGCCUCCAGCGGAACCGCCGCCGCCACCAUGUCCAUGGGCUCGAUGACUGCCGGCGAGACCAUGUCCAUGGGCACUAUGACGAGCGCACCAGCUGCGAGCGGCACUUCGGGCGCUGCGGCGGGCACCACCAAGUCGGCUGCUGCGGAUAUGUUGAAUGUGCAAGGUGUUGGGGCCGGUAUUGCUGCCGGUAUUGUGGGAUUGGUUGCUGCUUUGUAA
Zymoseptoria tritici IPO323 is the source of this 534-nucleotide messenger RNA. RefSeq lists its product as uncharacterized. NCBI's taxonomy places the organism in Eukaryota, Fungi, Ascomycota, Dothideomycetes, Mycosphaerellales, Mycosphaerellaceae. The record is from RefSeq and is a predicted model, not a curated record. The transcript is spliced from 2 exons. The coding region runs from base 1 to 534 and encodes 177 amino acids.